CAAGCAACAAGCAACCAGCGAGGAAAAUGUUCUCCCCAAAUAAUACAAACUAUUUUGUUGACAACUCUUCAACUCUCUGUGAUUUUCUGAUGUUUCCCAGUGAAUCGUUGACUAUGGAGGCCGUUCCCUUAGCUGCAACCAAAUCGAUGGAGAAGACCAAGAGAUCUCGCACCGCCUUCACCAGCCAUCAGCUGCUCGAGUUGGAGCGCGAGUUCCAUUUGAAUAAAUAUAUGUCACGGACACGCCGCAUUGAGAUUUCCCAGCGACUGAGUCUGACCGAAAGACAGGUGAAGAUCUGGUUCCAGAAUCGUCGCAUGAAGAGCAAGAAGUUGGCUAAUAAGCAGGUGACCAAGGGUGUUCUGGCCCCCACAAAGUUGUGCAACAUGCAACAAAGUGACGAUCUUUUGGAGCACGAACACAUUGUGGAACGUCUGCUGCAAUAUGUGAACACAAAUGUUGAGAGUGUGCCACAACAACAUCCUGCUGCAGUACCCCAACAGCUAGUGCCUCCCACUGACGUGCCCCUGCAACAAGGCCACAUAACGCCACCCUAUCAGGCGUAUGACUACCUUCAGGAGUUCUGUCCUGCAGCCCUGCCGAUCGCAGAGAUUCCCAUCCACCAAAUGGAGCCACCACUCAAUCAAAAUUGGCCCAGCAAUUGGUUUGUGCCAGAGUCAACUUUUGGCAGCGCUCAAGAUCUGCAGAUGCCCAGCUCCGAUGCUUACGCCCAGGGUCAGUUUAUGGCACAAAACCUGGGCUGGGACUCAAAUAGUUCCUCUUCUGGGGAGUCCUUGGAGGUGGACUUUGAUUUCAUACAGAACUUAAUCGACUUUUAAGACACAUUUGUAUAUACAUAUAUAUAUGUAUAUAUAUAUAUAUAUAAUUUUUUUUGCUUAUUUAAGUUGUACAUAAAUAUUUAUAAUAGACCAGGCCAAAAAGUAAGGAGGGGUGAAAUUGCAUUAAGAUUUAUAAUAAAAU
This is a messenger RNA of Drosophila obscura, 978 nucleotides long. Its product is annotated as protein zerknuellt 2. The transcript has 2 exons. Gene Ontology annotation, molecular function: RNA polymerase II cis-regulatory region sequence-specific DNA binding; DNA-binding transcription factor activity, RNA polymerase II-specific. NCBI's taxonomy places the organism in Eukaryota, Metazoa, Arthropoda, Insecta, Diptera, Drosophilidae. The coding region runs from base 27 to 836 and encodes 269 amino acids. Gene Ontology annotation, cellular component: nucleus. Gene Ontology annotation, biological process: regulation of transcription by RNA polymerase II. The record is from RefSeq and is a predicted model, not a curated record.